AAAAGCCGUCGCCCGCCGCGCCUUCCCCAGAGAACUGUCGCUUCCUCUUCACGGCCUUCCAACUCCUUUCACUCUUUCAGGGACUAGUUGACUGCUUCGAGCUGCCCAUAUUACUUUAUUGUAAUAUUGUAAUCCUGAACGCUUCUUUGCGCUUCUCAACCUUCGCUCAGCACCGUAUCACCACACCGUCGCCAAGAUGAUGUUCACUUCUAUCAUCGUUGCCGCCCUGGCUACCCUUGCCGCGGCCAAGCCCAGGUUCACCAACAGCAACUUUGAUGUUGUCACCGGCAGGACCUUCGAGCUGAAGUGGGCCGAUGCCAAGGGCCCUGUCACCAUCGACCUCCUGACGGGCAAGGCGCCCGACGGCCUGAAGCCCGUCCAGAUCGUGGCCACCGGCCUCACUGGAACUUCGUUCGUUUUCGACGUCCCCAAGAAUGUGCCGAGCGGCGAUUACGCCUUCAGCGUCCGCGACGGCGAGGGAAAGGAGGACAUCAACUACAGCCUGCCCUUCUCCCUGGUCGGCACCGGCUCCUCCAGCACCACCAGCGGCGUCAGCAGCACCAUGUCCUCCACCAGCUCUCGCUCCACUACCAGCUCUAUGACCUCCUCGAGCGCCACCACCAUGGUCACCUCCUCCUCGACCAGCGUCAACUCCACUGCCACGACCUCGUCCGGCUCCUCGUCUACCAGGUCCUCUUCUACCACGUCCUCCACCUCCCCUGCUCCCACGAUCCCCAACUCCAACGGCGCCGGCAAGGUCCAGUCCUCGCUGGCCCUGGUUAUGGUGGGCGCCGUUGCUUAUGCCUUCUUUAACUAAGAGGUCAUGGCACCAGGUCUGAUUUCGGGCGUAUUGGGAGUUCUUGGUACUGAAUGAUCGUCGCUCAAAGAUUAGACGGAUCAAACUCAUUCCGUAGGGGAUUCGCAUAGAUUACGUACAGACCAUGCUGCUGCUUUGCUCGCAGACAGGGGCUGGGGAUUAUUCCAUGUAAUGAUCAUAGUCGAGGUGUAACUCCUCACAUAGCACUGCAAUCACGAGUCUACGGGGAUUUCUCCGCCAUUGACUCGAUCCUUCAGCG
This is a messenger RNA of Gaeumannomyces tritici R3-111a-1, 1076 nucleotides long. RefSeq lists its product as hypothetical. NCBI's taxonomy places the organism in Eukaryota, Fungi, Ascomycota, Sordariomycetes, Magnaporthales, Magnaporthaceae. The transcript is spliced from 4 exons. The record is from RefSeq and is a predicted model, not a curated record. Bases 197 to 817 code for a protein of 206 amino acids.